UUCUAGGUAGAAACGACAGGAGGAGAGCGAAAGGUUCGUGUUUGAUGGUGAUGCAGGAUGGCGAAUCCGGUUGGAGGAUGCAUUUUUUAACCUGGAGCAUUCGUCUUUUCUAUAAAUUAAAUGACAUUUACAUGACCGUCUUGGCGUUCUGAAACAAAUUAGUCUUUUCACGACAGUUAAAUUCAAUUAUCCUGGAAUUGUAGGUUAAAAUACGUGGACCUGGGGAAAUACGCGAGUGGACCAAUCUCGAUCGCUGCUAAUUGCGAUGCUCGGCUGCUGUUGAUAUCCAAGUGACAAUGGUGUGCUGCGGCUGUCGGGUUUUUCUUUAACGAUCUGGUGAUAUAAUACCUGCUUCUGAACUGGUUGUGAAAGUUUAACUGAUCAUUUUGCCAGUCCAGAUUGAGAUGGCUGAUGCAUCUGAGUGCGGCGUAAAAGUAAUGUGCCGUUUUAGGCCAUUGAAUGAAUCAGAAAUUACAAGAGGAGACCAAUACAUCCCUAAAUUCAGGAAUGAUGACACGGUGGUCAUAACGGGCAAGUCGUACGUCUUUGACAGAGUUCUGCCCCCCAACACAACCCAGGAGAACGUUUACAACACUUGCGCCAAACAGAUUGUGAAAGAUGUCCUUGGCGGAUACAAUGGAACCAUCUUCGCCUACGGCCAGACCUCAUCGGGGAAGACGCACACUAUGGAGGGCAAACUCCAUGACUCCCACCUGAUGGGGAUCAUUCCUAGAAUUGCGCGCGACAUCUUCGACCACAUCUACUCCAUGGACGAGAACCUGGAGUUCCACAUCAAGGUCUCAUACUUUGAAAUCUACUUGGACAAAAUAAGAGACUUAUUAGAUGUCUCAAAGACCAACCUUGCUGUGCACGAAGACAAGAACAGAGUUCCCUACGUCAAGGGCUGCACGGAGCGAUUCGUGUCCAGUCCCGAGGAGGUGAUGGAUGUCAUCGACGAGGGGAAAGCCAACCGCCAUGUCGCCGUCACCAAUAUGAAUGAGCACAGCUCCAGGAGCCACAGCAUCUUCCUGAUCAGCAUUAAGCAGGAGAACGUGGAGACGGAGAAGAAGCUGUCGGGGAAGCUGUAUCUGGUGGACCUUGCUGGAAGUGAGAAGGUCAGCAAAACUGGAGCAGAAGGGGCCGUGUUGGACGAGGCCAAGAACAUCAAUAAGUCCCUCUCUGCUCUGGGAAAUGUCAUCUCCGCGUUGGCUGAGGGAACUAAGAGUCACGUUCCGUACCGGGACAGCAAGAUGACCCGAAUCCUCCAGGACUCCCUGGGGGGGAACUGUCGGACCACCAUCAUCAUCUGCUGCUCCCCGUCUGUCUUCAACGAGGCCGAGACAAAGUCCACGCUCAUGUUUGGACAGAGAGCCAAGACCAUCAAGAACACGGUGUCUGUGAACCUGGAGCUGACGGCUGAGGAGUGGAAGAAGAAGUACGAGAAGGAGAAAGACAAGAACAAGAGUCUGAAGAGCAUCAUCUACAGGCUGGAGGCCGAGCUUAGCCGCUGGAGGAAGGGUGAGGCUGUGCCCGAGGAGGAGCAGCAGCUUAACUCCAAGGACCAGAAGAACACGCCCCUCAUUGACAGCCUGGCCCCGUCCAUGGGCCUGCUGACUGCUGUGGAGAAGAACAAAUAUGAGGAAGAUAUCAGUGAGCUUUACAAACAGCUGGAUGACAAGGAUGAUGAGAUAAACCAGCACAGCCAGCUGGCCGAGCAGCUUAAUCAGCAGAUGCUGGACCAGGAUGAGCUGUUGGCGUCGACACGGCGGGACUACGAGAAGAUUCAGGAGGAGCUGGCUCGGCUGCAGAUGGAGAACGAGGCGGCGAAGGAGGAGGUGAAGGAGGUGCUACAGGCGCUGGAGGAGCUGGCCGUCAACUACGACCAGAAGAGCCAGGAGGUGGAGGACAAGACCCGUGCAAACGAGCAGCUGGCAGAGGAGCUGGCACAGAAAACUACGACCCUGGUGACCGUGCAGAGGGAGCUGACUCUGAUACAGGAGCUGAGUAAUCACCAGAAGAAAAGGGCCGCAGAGAUCCUCAAUCUGCUGCUGAAGGAUCUGACUGAGAUCGGGGGAAUCAUCGGCACCAACGACAGCAAGGCGGUGACGGAGUCGAACGGCGUGAUUGAGGAGGAGUUCACGAUGGCCCGGCUCUACAUCAGUAAGAUGAAGUCGGAGAUAAAGUCUCUGGUCAAUCGCAGCAAGCAGCUGGAGACGUCGCAGGCCGACACCAACCGCAAGAUACAGGCCAAUGAGAAGGAGCUGGCCUCCUGCCAACUGCUCGUCUCCCAGCACCAGGCCAAGAUUAAGUCUCUGACGGACUACAUGCAGAGUGUGGAGCUGAAGAAGAGGCAGCUGGAGGAGAGCCAUGAUGCUGUGACUGAGGAGCUGGCUAAACUGCAUGCCCAGGAGAAAAUGCAUGAGGUGUCAGUGAUGGACAAGGAGAAGGAACGCAUGACCUUGCUCCAGGAUGCUGAGGAAAUUAAGAAGACCCUGGAGCAGCAGAUGGAGAGCCACAGAGAGACGCACCAGAAGCAGCUCUCCCGCCUGCGCGACGAGAUCGAGGAGAAGCAGAGAGCGCUGGACGAGCUGAAAGAUCAGAACCAGGGUCUGCAGCUGGAGCAGAAGAAGCUGGUCUCAGACUUGGACAAGCUGAAGGCCGAGGAGCAGGAGAAGGACGUGCAGCUGCAGAAGCUGAUCCGACUCAAUGAGAAACGAGAGCAGGCCAAGGAGGACCUGAAGGGCUUGGAGGACACUGUGGCCAAGGAACUGCAGACGCUGCACAACCUGCGCAGACUGUUUAUCCAGGACCUCACCACUCGUGUGAAAAGGAGUGCCGAGCUGGAGUGCGAUGACGAAGGAGGCAGUGUUGCACAGAAACAGAAGAUUAUCUUCCUGGAGAACAAUCUGGAACAACUUACAAAAGUCCACAAACAGCUGGUGCGUGAUAAUGCAGAUCUGCGCUGUGAGCUGCCGAAGCUGGAGAAGAGGCUGCGGGCCACGGCCGAGCGCGUGAAGGCCCUGGAGGCCGCCCUGCGGGAGGCCCGGGAGAACACCAUGCGCGACCGCAAGCGCUACCAGCAGGAGGUGGACCGCAUCAAAGAGGCCGUGCGCACCAAGAACAUGGCCAGGAGGGGGCACUCUGCCCAAAUCGCCAAGCCCAUUCGCCCAGGACAUCACCCAGCAUCCUCCUCUCCCAUCAUGGCUAAUACCAUCCGAGGCGGAGGGGGGUCCAGCUACCACGCCCAUCGUCACCACAACAGCAAGUAAUGGACUGACAGAUGGAAGUUCGAUGAGUCUCAUGUACAGUUUCCACUUCUCUCAGUCUUCUGUCUCUGUCUUUCUCUCGUCUCUCUUUUUCACCCUAUCCUAUUUGUCCAUUUCUCUCUGCCCCCUCCUUCUCUCCAUCCUUCACCCUUUAUCUGUGCUUUAGCCGAGAUUAUUUCCUGAAUUGUGUUGUUGCUGUUUGCCGGUCAGUACGUAUCUUUGUGUGUGCCCUGUAAGGUGUAGGGUUGUUCUCAAGCAGGUGGGCGGACAGGUGCAGUGAAUGAUGCGCUUGUGGUGAUGUCACAAGAGGCUUUGAUGAUGUCACUGUGCCAGCAUGACCCAUCCUGUGCACAAACUCCCCUGUUCCUGUGCCAAAGGUUCAAAAGCACAUCAUUCCCCUGUCAUUUCUGUUCGGUAUCACAGCUGUGGGCAAGGCAAGCCCAGGAACAUCACAUCACUAGGUCUAUGUGAGAGCAAGUUGCCACAUUUUCCUUUGGAGAGAGACACAAGGUGAGAGGGAAAGAAUUCAGUGAGCAAGAGGAAGUUCUGUCUGAUACUGACACCCUCAGGAAUUACAUUAGGGGGGUCAGGGCUCAUUUGUGAUAAAAAUGGCAGCUCAUGACUAAAGAUUAACCUUCACAAAUAUCUGAUCAGGAAUGUAUUUUAUUUUAGAAAUAAUUUUCUGUUUUGUGUUAUUGACUGACUCACCAAAGUACUGGUGUUGGCACUUCAGUUUUCUACAAAGUGAAUUUCAUUCUUUUAUGGGCAUUCACUUCUUUUAGCUUUGUUCUAUGUGAAAAUAAUAUUUUAUUUUUUAUAUGUUUACUUGGAGAUGUAUAAAUUAUUAUUUUUAUUUAAUUUAUCAACAUCUUCACUGAAACUUGCUCUCACCUCGUUUAUACAAAAUAUAGCCUAACACCACAUGCUUAAGAGUUUGCAGUAUACUGUAUGACUUUUUAAAAAUAAAAUCAAAAACAGGGAAGGUAUUGUAAAUGUAUGUCCCACCAAUUCUAGCUGGAAGAUCAUGACUUUAUAUUGUGUUAGGCUGGGAAAAACUGAAAUGGCUUUGACAGAACCAGAACCUAUAAUCGAAUCGCUUGCACAAAUUUUUGUAUCCACUUCAUUAUUGGGUCAGUUUACAGUACCUAGUGAUAGUUUUUACUUCUAAGGGUAGUGAAAUGCUGGCGCAAAGUUGAACAAAUCCAGAAAUGUUUGAUGAAGGUCUUGUGAGAGGAACUAGCAACUCCAGACAUCAUCUGUCAAUCAAACACUUACCCUCAGGAAAUGGAUUUCAAAGGGAGUAUCUAAACUUUGUAAAGGAUUCCUCCCCAGAUGUUUCCCCCCCCUGUUGAUCAUCAUAUUUCAUGUCAUGUUCAUUUAUUUUUUGUUGUAAUAAUGUCAGGUUUUUAAAUAUGUGACAUGUUGUAUGUGAUAUGAGAAAAGAAUCCCUGAAAGAGCGUACAGUGUUCUGUGUUGAAGGUAGUCACUGCAUUGUGAAUUGAGUGCAGCCCAUACAGACCACUGCAAAGAAACUGAAUAGCCACUCAGCCUUUCUUGCGGGGAACAAGUGUAUUUGUGCUUCUCUCAAUGCAGUUUCUACCAUUUCUACCCAAUAGCAAUGUGCUAGUGCCAUUCAAGGAAUCCUUUAUGAACAUAAAGGACAUUAAUGCAUUAAGCCAUGCAGAGAUAUCAGCCUCUAUUCUUAAGUAUUUAGUACAUGCUUAUUCAAGUGAAAUUAGUCUUGAGUUUUUGUUGAAAUUAUUUGAGAAUUUUGCAAACACAACAAAAGUUUGUGAAAAUGUAAAUGUUAUUAAUUAAACCAGACUGUUCCCCUGCCACCUGGCAACCUUGAUGCCUUAAUAUUGGACCUACAGAGCCCUGAUGUGGCUGUUUGUCUGUUUUGAAGUAAUAAGACAUGGCAUCCACAAUAGGCAAGAUUUCAAAAUUAAAUUGCCCAAAUUAAAUUGCCAAAUGCUGUCUAGAACAAUUUUUUCCUGGGUUCUCUUGACGAUCUCUGAGGGGUUGUUAUGGUGAAACUAUGUGCAGUCUGUCAGCAAUUAAGUUACUGGUCAUAAAUACGUAUUGUACGUCUCCACUUUUACACACUCAAAAUGUUACAAUGGCACCUGGAAUGCAUUGCAUGUAAAGCGUUUGAUGUACACUUUCCACAAUGAAGCAAGUGCCACUUAAAGCUUGCAGUCCUGCUUGAAGUUCGUUCUUCUUAUUAAUAUUCAUUAAUGGUCAUUGUUGGAAUUAACUUCAAGUAGUUCUUGUCUCUUCUGCCACUGUUUCACACUGAAUUGGCUAACCCCGAGUUUUGAUCAGUGAUGGCGAUAUUUGGUCUCACACUGGGUUCACGUGUUAUUUUGUAUUCAGCUGUACACAGUUUAACGAUGGUGACUUAAUUCCACAAUUUGUGUGAUAUGUCACUGUGUUGCUAAUUUUGGAAUGGUAUAUACAGUAAUUAGCCUUUUUUGGGAUGGGACUAUUGUGGGUGUGAGGAACUAACGGAAAAUUUGGGUUUAAUAAAUUGUUGGUUUACAUUUCCAGUAAUUUCUUUAAAAGAAGAACGGAGUAAGAAAAUUGGGACAUGUAUUUAAAUGGAUGUUAAAACUUACUCUUUGGCACAAUCCUACUAUGGCUAGACUCAGAUUAUGUUAAGAAAACUAAUAAUGUCUGUAUUCUGCUGUUACGAAAACCAACCUGGUUUGUCAUUACACUCCGCUUUUUUUGUGUGUGUGUGCAGAAUAUAAAAAUGGAGAAAGCUGGAGCAGCUGAAUAUUCAUGCAAAUGUAGGCUUUAUUUAUUUAUUUAUUUAUUUAUUUAUUUAUUUUACCAACAGUGUUCAAUUUGCUCCAUACCAAAACACGUCAACAUUGACUUUUUUGUAGGCUAUUAUUGUUAUUAUUAUUGUGCCUAUUGGGCUACACCUACGACGAUUAUUUCAUCAAUGUGUUUUCUUUCUGAUAAAAAAAAUCGUUGAAGUGUAAGGUUUGAACCGAAUAUUUAAUAAGCCAAAAGUCCAGUUUUUUAUAUAUUUAUAUCCAAUAGUGAGAAUUGUUCGCCAUUCUCAGCUGUCAGUAAAAAGACAGAAAAUUCACAAACACUUACGGUUCGUGGAGACAGUUGGCUAUUGCUCUGUCCAGUAGGCUAGUGAAUUCAUAUUCCUAUUAAGCGUUUAAAGAAAACUUCAUCCGUUUGUUCUGUUUGUAAAAUGUGCAUUUGUAUACCCGAGGUGUCACGUCUGUAUCUAGAGAGUUUUGUCAAAUGAUGCAAAAAGGAGCCUGGUUAAAACUGCGAGAAGCAAAUGAACUAAUCAAUGUUUCGCACGUGGGUGGGUAUUCAGAGCCAUACUGUUCAGUUUACGGUUUGAAUGAAGCUGGUGAUACCGCGUGGUGUAAAAUGUUAAAGAAAUAAAGUCACAAUCAACGUCA
Messenger RNA from Anguilla rostrata (American eel), 6700 nucleotides. RefSeq names its product kinesin family member 5C (gene kif5c). The record is from RefSeq and is a predicted model, not a curated record. Gene Ontology annotation, molecular function: microtubule motor activity; microtubule binding; ATP binding. Gene Ontology annotation, cellular component: microtubule. The transcript has 26 exons. Bases 405 to 3269 code for a protein of 954 amino acids. Gene Ontology annotation, biological process: mitotic cell cycle; microtubule-based movement. NCBI's taxonomy places the organism in Eukaryota, Metazoa, Chordata, Actinopteri, Anguilliformes, Anguillidae.